Eucalyptus grandis is the source of this 1908-nucleotide messenger RNA. RefSeq names its product probable E3 ubiquitin-protein ligase LOG2. The record is from RefSeq and is a predicted model, not a curated record. Lineage: Eukaryota; Viridiplantae; Streptophyta; Magnoliopsida; Myrtales; Myrtaceae. The transcript is spliced from 3 exons. Gene Ontology annotation, biological process: protein ubiquitination. Bases 390 to 1502 code for a protein of 370 amino acids. Gene Ontology annotation, molecular function: ubiquitin protein ligase activity.
GAGAGAGAGAAUAGCUUUGUGGGUUUGGCAUCCUCUCUCUCUCUCUCUCUCUCUCUCUCUCUCUUCUCGUUUGUCAUCAAUGGCGUUUUGGGUGGAGCUUUACGCAACCAAUCACCCCUACCCUUGAUCAAAAUCUUCCUCCAUAGCUCUACUCCAAUCCCAUUACCCUUCAAUCUCUCUCUCUCUCUCUCUCUCUCUCUCUCUAUGGCUCUCCCGGAUCGCAGAGUUUCUCUUCUGCAUCCUUGCGAUUUGUGAUGGUUUCGAUGGUGAAGUUCGCUUUUUGAUGCCUGAACAGUCCAAUGCUUCUUGGCUAGUCGCCUGAUUUCGAUUGGAUCGGAAAACCCAGUUGUCCUUUUUUUCUUUUUUUCCUUUUUGCCCGAAGGAAUUCCAUGGGCAACAGCGGAAGCACCGGCGGGAGCGGCCGCCGGAGGCACGGGAGACGGCGCACCCACCAUUUCCCCCCGGGGGAGCAACCGCCGCAGCCCCCGGAGGUCACCUCCAACAGGUACGUCGUCGCGGCGGCGACGACGUACCCGCCCCAGUACCCGAGCCCUAACCCCCCUCCGCAGUACUACCAGUACCCUGCCUAUUACCCUCCGCCCCCGCCGGCGAUGCCCAUGCCGCUCCCGGCGCCGUACGACCACCACCACCACCACCAGGCGCCGCGGGGAGGUGGCGGUCCGCCGCAUGCGGAGCAGGGCCACGGGAAUUGGGUCGGCGGGAGGUACCCGUGCGGGCCGGUUAUGAUGAUGCCUUAUGUGGAGCACCAGAAGGCGGUUACCAUUAGGAAUGCUGUGAACAUAAAGAAGGAGACACUGAGGAUUGAGCCUGAUGAGGAGAAUCCUGGGAAGUUUCUGGUUUCCUUCACUUUUGACGCCACUGUCGAUGGAAGAAUCACUUUGGUUUUCUUUGCAAAGGAAGUGGAGGACUGUAGUCUCGGUGCAAUGAAACAAGACCUUCUACCACCAGUAAUGGUGGAAUUCAAGGAAGGUCUUGGCCAGAAGUUUAAACAGCCCUCUGGAACAGGAAUCGGAUUUUCAAUGUUCGAGGAGACAGAAUUAAGAUAUAGUAACACUGACGUGUAUCCUCUAGCAGUGAAGGCAGAGGCAUCCUUGGGUACCCAGAAAGGUCCUGACGGGAAUGCCAUGUCUGGAACCGUGAACUCUCAGAUUACUCAGGCUGUGUUUGAGAAGGAGAAGGGCGAAUAUCAGGUGCGGGUCGUGAAGCAGAUCUUGUGGGUGAAUGGGAUGAGGUAUGAGCUGCAGGAGAUUUAUGGCAUCGGGAACUCGGUCGAGAGUGAUGUUGAUGGAAAUGACCCUGGAAAGGAAUGUGUGAUCUGCCUGUCAGAACCAAGGGACACAACUGUCCUUCCCUGCCGACACAUGUGUAUGUGUAGCGGGUGUGCCAAGGUUUUGAGGUUCCAGACAAACAGGUGUCCCAUUUGCCGGCAACCAGUUGAGAGGCUUCUGGAGAUCAAGGUCAGCGGUGCUUCUGACGAAUGAAGUUGCCAUUAAUUAGCAUCCUCAUGCUGUAUCAUAGUCCUCCGGUUUUGUUCCUUUUUUGUUUUUAUUUUCUUUGAAAUUCUUUUUUCUUCUUCCUUUCUCUGUGCUUAUUUAGUGUUGCCUGUGCAAUGAUCACAUGGCAAGUUUCACUCACCGAGGCACGAAGAAGCAUUCACUGUGAAUGCAUCAAAGAACAUACUACUUUCUAUACUUCUGGGUGUUGUUUAUGUGAAAUUUUGAGCAUCUCAUGCAAUCUUAACUCCUCUAGCUGCUCAAGAUGAUGUUGUAAUGAAAUUCUGGUUCUGAUGCUGUUUAAUCCCCCCAUCACAGCUGACUUUGUGAUCUAUCUGAUGGGUGUGAAGGGCUCUAGAGAACUGGGAAUAAGACAUUGAGUUUUGUUAGUGAA